AUGACGGAGCGGGCAUCUUCUCGAUUUUUCCUUGGCCCCGCUAUACCCGUCAAUUUCUUGACUCCUGUAUCAGAUGGAGACUUGAAGACUAAGGCCGCAGAACCACGAUUAGAGAUCUUAGCUGUGGUAUCGGGCGGUAUGCUGGGUCAGCAUACGCCCAUCAGCAAUGGUAUCAUGAAGAAGAUCCACGAGAAAUUGGUAGUCCCAUGUUCAAACGAAGGUUCUGGAUUUGAUAGCCAUCCGAACGACCAUAAGGCUUGCCAGGUGUUCUACGGGAUGAUGAAUGACCCAGAGAUUGCGCAAUACAAGGUUGGAAGGGAGCACUCGACCAUUGAACUCAACCAAUGUCUUCCGACCUUCAUAAUCUUCAAAUCCUCUACCAUCGUCGAGAAAAUCCGGGGCGCCGACGGCCCGAAGUUACAAGCGGCAGUCAAGAAGCUCGUUGCGGAAGCCGACUCUGACGGCACUGGUGCUGGGGGGUUCGGCAGUGGUAGCGGUGGGGGGCCAAGAUGGCUCCCCUUCCCCGCCCCGCAGGGCUACACGGACGUGACGGACCAGGUGGAUGUGCGCGGGCUGGAUCUGCUGAAUAGUAGCAGUGAGGGUGGAGGGCCAAGGAUAUUAUUUUCGGGGGAAAGACCAUCAGGUUUGGUAGGGGAGGGGAAGGGGAAGGGAAAGAGUGCGGGUGGUAGUGGCGGAAAGCAAGAGGAGGAGGGGAAGGACUGGGUCGAAAGUGAUACUGAUGAGCAAUUGAUGCUGUAUAUACCGUUCCAGAGCACGCUCAAGGUGCAUACGCUGCAUAUUACGUCUUUACCGCCGAAAUCUCCGGAGGGAGAUGGGGAUGGGGAUGAGGAGAUUCCCAUGCGGCCGAAGAAUCUACGGAUUUAUUCAAACAGAGCGAAUGUGCUGGGCUUCGAUGAGGCGGACGGUUUACCGGCGCUACAGAGUGUGGAACUCAGGCCGGAGGAUUGGGACGAGAAGACUGGGUCGGCGAAGAUUAGUCUCCGAUUCGUGAAGUUUCAGGUCGUGCAUUCGUUGAUCUUGUUUGUGGUGGAUGGGGAAGGGGAGGGGGAGAAGGUCAGGGUGGAUAGGAUUAGAGUUGUGGGUGAGACGGGGGAGAAGAGGGAUCCGGGGAAGUUGGAGAAAGUGGGAGAGCAUGAUCACUGA
Messenger RNA from Bacidia gigantensis, 1164 nucleotides. RefSeq lists its product as uncharacterized. Bases 1 to 1164 code for a protein of 387 amino acids. The transcript is spliced from 2 exons. The record is from RefSeq and is a predicted model, not a curated record. NCBI's taxonomy places the organism in Eukaryota, Fungi, Ascomycota, Lecanoromycetes, Lecanorales, Ramalinaceae.